Molecule: messenger RNA, 2687 nt
Organism: Anoplopoma fimbria (sablefish)
Lineage: Eukaryota; Metazoa; Chordata; Actinopteri; Perciformes; Anoplopomatidae
Gene: ap5z1
Product: adaptor related protein complex 5 subunit zeta 1
Exons: 18
Coding region: 70-2532 (820 amino acids)
Cellular component (GO): AP-5 adaptor complex
Source: RefSeq, a predicted model, not a curated record
UUAGCGACCGCACUGUUUACCUUUCGCUGCACACAGAAAUAGCAGAGGAAUGCCCGAGUUUCACCCAUAAUGUACUCUCACGGCUCGGAGAGUUUAAUUAAACAGGCAAGAGCGAUUCAGGAGCCUGAGCUGCAGAAGUUUCACAGCAGAUUAGUCAAGCUGCUCCAGGGGAAGGAGCUCGGUCAUGAGGCUGUCGACUCCCUGCAGAGGCUGCACCUCAUUCUCUCUGCUACCAAGUACACCAGGACGUUGCCCCCAGAGCUUCAGAGGAGACUUCAAUCCCUCCUCUCCUCACCUGCGGAGCAGUUUCAGGUGCUGAGCUCAGUUGUGCUCAGAGAGACGCUGCCCCUCUCUGGUCAGGAAGUGAACUACAACCAGGAGAACUUCAGUCAACUCAACAGUCAUGCUGCUGCCCUGCUGCUCUCACAGGUUGGAUCCAUGGCUGAUCUGUCAUCACUCUGCGCUCAGCUGCUCCGCAGUCUGGAAAGCCGACAAUCAGAGGGGUCGGCCAACUCGCUCACACACACCCUGCCGAUCCUCAACACCAUUCUCACACACAGCCCAGAGUGCCUCACUGAAGAUCACGUGACCCUCCUGAGUAAAAAGCUUGUCGAUUGGUUGCGUUAUGCUAGCAUCACUCAGGGAGGCAAUGCUUCCUCAGGAGGGUUCUUCACAGGGCCCAGGUCACGUCAGCCGGUACCUACAGCAGAGCUGGAUGGGACGGUGUCGGGGGAUUUCUUCACUGUGCUGUGUGUGGGCCAGGGCUUCACUGAGGACCAGUGGAUGAACGUCUACUCCUUUUCCAUGCUUCGCCAUUGGCUCCUCACCUACCACUCUGUUUCCAACAGCAACAACACAUCUGACACUGCAAACAGGCUGCAGCUCAGCCUCUCGCUCUCCCACUCCCACUCCUUUUCUAAUGAUGACCGGUCGGAGGUGGACGGAUCAGUGGUUUCCAUGGUUUCAGCGACCUCCUCCUCCAGCCGAUUGCUGCCUCCAAAGGAGCGUCUGAGAGAGAAGGCUUUCCAGUACUGUCAACGCCUCAUCGAACAGAGCGAUCGCAAGGCACACAAAAGGACAGAUACAGAUCUGCAGAAAGCGUGUCUGGUGGAGGCGGUGUGUAUCCUCGACUGUGUGUGUGGGGAGGACGCCUCGCUGGUCUUCCGAACGUUCCCGUGCAUUAAGGCGCUCUUCGGGCGGCUCAGCUCAGACCUGUCGUUUGCCAGAGUGCUGCUGCCCAUAGCUCAGUUCUACCUCAACCAUGGGGAGAUGGCUGCAGUGGAUUGUGAGAGUGUGUGGAAGCUGGUGUUUGGCCGAUUCCCUGCUGAGCUGUUCAACAACCAACUCCUGGCACACGAGUUUCUACGCUUCCUUCGACUGAACCUCAAAAGCCUACAGCUCCGAGUCCCACAGUACACCCACUCCUUCCCAAACCUGCUGAAGUUCUUAGCAUGGGACAGCCCAGCAGUGGUGGAUGACUUUGUGGAUCUGCUGCCUUCUCUGGUGACAGCUGGAACUGCAGUGGAGCUUCUCCACACUCUGCUGGACCUGCCCUGUCUCUCUGCCACGCUGGUCUUGCAAGUCAGGUCAACUUGUUUGCCCAUCUCUGAGCCAGGAGGGCGUGGCCUCCUGUCACUUGAUGCAUUUCGAAGCCAAUCUUAUCGAGGGCUUUUCCUCUUCUUGCUUCGAGGGGAAGCAGGCUCAGGUGACACAAUUGACCGACUUGGCACGCUCCAUGAGCUGCUAGCCGAGACUGCUGAUUGGCCGAGAGUUGUUCAGUGUGCCCAGACUGUGCCCGUGCUGUUGCAUAUUUUUUUCAACAAAGUCAUUGAGGUAGCUGAUGAGAAGCUUUUAGCACAUUUGGUUCAAGUGAUGCUGGAGAGAAGCAGCCUCCUCCUCAACAUCCCAAAAUACAAUAAAGAGAUACACAGGGUGUUCAGCAGCCACCUGCUGAGGUUGUGUAAGCUCCACCCGUCUCUGGUGGUGGACCAGUCUCACGAGCUGCUGGAGUUCGCUGGAGCCACAGCCAAGGUCUACAGCAAAGAAGAAAUCUACACACACGUGGUGUGGGUGCUGGGAGAAUACCUCUCCGUGUCGUGUGACUCUCGCUGCUCCGUGAGGCUCAUCACUUCCUGUUUUGAGACGUUGGAGGCCGUGCUGUUUGAGAUCACUUCAUCUGCCCCGCCCCCUGGGGCAGAUUGCCCCGUCCCGAGAGUCGUCACCUCUCUAAUGAGCGCGCUGGCUAAGCUGGCGUCACGAUCACAUGACCUCAUACCCAGGGUGUCUCUGUUCCUCUCCAAGCUAAGAACAGUAACCAGAGGUGGGACAGUAGCCUGGUGCUCAGAUGAAGAGGACCUUGUUGCCAUAGUAACCAGAGGUGAGGAGUUGUGGUCGCUGCUGAAGGCUCCCGGUGUGGCUCAGAGCGUCCUGACCCCACCCCCUCCUGUCACCACGCCCCAGUGGCACAGAGACACCAACAUGGCCAUGCCCCUGCGACUGAGGGCCCUCACCAACCUCACACACUCACAGUGAUACCACACACACAUACACACACACACACAUACAUGCACACUGACCUGCACACAACACAUCGUUGUUUUGAAUUCGCACUUAGAGAUUCCCUCAUGAAAUGAAUCUUUUAUGAUACUUGCACAUUAUUUUUGUUAAUAAAUGACAUUAUUUGAUUG